This is a messenger RNA of Phytophthora sojae, 792 nucleotides long. RefSeq lists its product as hypothetical. Bases 1 to 792 code for a protein of 263 amino acids. NCBI's taxonomy places the organism in Eukaryota, Oomycota, Peronosporomycetes, Peronosporales, Peronosporaceae. The record is from RefSeq and is a predicted model, not a curated record. The transcript is spliced from 4 exons.
AUGGCCGACUGGCUGGCUGGGCCGGCUGGGUGGGUCCGAUCCGCAGGGAGACGGGCUUUCCGUUCGCGAGUGCGGUCCAGCGGUGAUAGCGGGUUUGUAUGGCUCGCGGUUUUGUUUGCCGUCGUCGCGUGGGACAAGACUUGGACGGAGGCGGACCCCACCCCGCUGUGGUUUUCCGACGUUCUCCGCCUUUGCGCCCAACGCCCACUUGCUGCUGCUGAGGGGCAACCGCUGCGGUCGGAUGCAGAACCAUCAUGCAUCACGGCGAAGCUGGACCAGUAUGCAAUCGACCGACCGUCCGCGGACAGUCGUGGUUGGUCUCGGCUUCAAGAUGAGUCACCUGGAAUUCGCUCGGCGGGUCCCAUACAACCUGGCAAGCCGCUGCCUGGCAUAAUGCAACCUGGAGCUCACAGCUCCAGAUCAUUGACGUCUCUUUACUUUAGCAGCGGCAGGAGCUGCUCUCGCGACGGCGGGCGCACGUCGAGGCAGCCGCCCAAAGUUGCGGUCCGACUAUUUCUGCACGCGUACGCGUCGAGCGCGUCCCCUCUGCGCGCCAAGUGCAGCCACCAGAUAUUCGCACGAAUCCAGAGUCUGCCGCAGGGAGUUGGAAAGGCUCGUCGUCGCCACACUUGGACGCAGGAUGUCCCGAUGCACCCGGUGCUGGGCAGCUUCCUGCCGGGAACGACUGGACCUUGUAGUAUGCAAGGCAUUCACAAUGAGCCCUUAUCUCGCUACAACCAGUUGAGCCCUUAUCUCGCUACAACCAGUUCUAGGAAGUCUACUUACGCCUGA